Molecule: messenger RNA, 1331 nt
Organism: Eucalyptus grandis
Lineage: Eukaryota; Viridiplantae; Streptophyta; Magnoliopsida; Myrtales; Myrtaceae
Exons: 8
Coding region: 166-939 (257 amino acids)
Source: RefSeq, a predicted model, not a curated record
GAAGCGUAAGCGAGUGCUCCUCAGCUUCCGUAGUCGCCGUCGCCGCCGUUUGUAGUAGCGCCUUCUCUCUCCCCCGCGCUCAUUUUCCGAUCGCCGUCUCUCGCCGCCUCUCUCCGCCGGCCGUCUCCGUCGAACUCGUGUCGGGAGCAGUCUGGUGAUUCCGGGAUGGGAUCCGGGGAGGAGGUGGUGGAAAUCGAUAGCUUGGAGAAGGGUCUAUUGAGAGACCGUGGGUCUGGCGAGAUCGUGGAGAGCGAGGAGGACCCGGUUCUGUACAUGGCGACCUUUCGGGAAAUGGAGGAAAAUUUUGUCAAGUACCAGACGGCUCAAUGGGUUCUUUACUCGUUGCUUUUGGUUCUGGCUUGGGGUUUUGGCUUGUUCAUGUUGCUUUACUUGCCUGUUCGGAGAUACAUACUUCGGAAGGAUAUCCGUUCGAGGAAGCUCUAUCUCACCUCAGAUUCCAUCGUGUACAAAGUUACCAAACCAGUACCAUUUCCAUGUUUUGGAGUGUUAAAAAAGGAGAAGCAUGUGCUUUUGCCUUCAGUUGCCGAUGUUGUGAUUGAACAAGGCUAUCUGCAGUCCCUUUUUGGUGUAUACUCUCUUAGAAUAGAGAAUGUUGGUGUGAGAAGGCCACCAAGUGAUGACGUUCAAAUACAAGGCAUUGCAAACCCUAUCGCUUUCCGAAAGGCUGUUCUAACACGUCUUUCAAGCUUGAGAAAUGAAGCCUUUCCUAGACAAGUCUCAACUAUUGAUGACAUACCCAACCUGAGACUGGGUCAGUCAGCUUUGAUGUCCCCAUCGAUGUCCAUCCGGUAUGAUUCUUCUCCCUAUUCAGGAGAGCAGUUGUUGUUGCAAAAGCUCGAUGAAGUUGGAAGUUCUGUUAAAAGACUUCAAACUUUGAUCGAGGAACAACAAUCUCAACCAUCAGAAUCAUUAGAAUGAGGAUGCAUAGCCGGGUGUCAUUUUGUAUCAGAUCAAUUUCUGCCUCAGAUCAAUGUGCCGCGAUGAAUUGUACUGCUGCAUUGUUAGUUGGUCAAGUUUGAGUUUUGAGAUUUGUUUAUUGCCAGAAGGUCUUUCAUUUUCAUUCUUUUUGUAUGGAUUGCAUGUACAAUAGUGUUUUUGGCCCUCUCCAUCUGUUAAUGGUAGAUCUGCUCAUGUAUAGUGAUUUGGUCUAUCUUGUCCUGGUGUCCCUCGUGUGCAUCUGUCUUUGUUUCCCUGUUUGGACCCUCAAGGCUAACUGGGCCAACAUCAGCAAAAACUACAGGUGGUUGUUCAUUUGUUCUUUUGUAAUUAAAUAUCCACCCCAUUUUUCGGUGCUAGAGGAAGAUUCCCAA